Molecule: messenger RNA, 487 nt
Organism: Paramecium sonneborni
Lineage: Eukaryota; Ciliophora; Oligohymenophorea; Peniculida; Parameciidae
Source: the annotation of a GenBank genome assembly
CUUUCUCUCACAUGUAAAACACAGAUUAAGAAUCUUCUAUUAAUAAUUCAAUUGUAAAAGAACCAGCAAAUCAAAAUUCUGUUAUAAAAAAAAAACAUAUAAAAAAGUCAUCAAGACGUAUCCACAAAAUACCAAUAAAAACUUAAUAAUAGUUGUUCGUUUAAAUUUUUUAAGAGGGUAAAUAAAUCAAAGAAGUAAAAAAAGUUAAUUAUCACAUUAGGUUGCUCAAGAUUUAAAAUUAAACUAUUCGAGUGCUAAAUCCUUAAUACAUUAUUAUAAAAAUAAUAAAAGACCUAUUCCUGUUUAAGUAGCUGAUGUUUUAAAUGGAAAGAGGCCAUGCCCUUACAAAAGCAUCUAAAAUUGCUAGAAUACAUAGAAUUAGCUAAAAAUAGAAGUUUGGCUAAAGCAUUAAUUUAUCAAAGCUUAUAGCUUUUUUGAAACAUUAAACAAGCAAGAAUUAAGUUUUGCAAAUUAAUUUCUUUCAUGA